Molecule: messenger RNA, 606 nt
Organism: Paramuricea clavata
Lineage: Eukaryota; Metazoa; Cnidaria; Anthozoa; Malacalcyonacea; Plexauridae
Source: the annotation of a GenBank genome assembly
AUGGCAGUAAAAAGAUUUCCUGGAAGACAAAUUUUUCUAUGUGGUAUCACUCCAAGAGGAGAUGAGUUAGAUAGAAAAAUCCCUGACAUUAAUGAUGACAUUCAUGAAGAGAUCAAAGAUAUCCCCAAUGUUAGCCACGUAUAUAAUGGGAAUCUACGUAAUGGCAAACUGUACUUUGAUGUCAAACAUUUGAAUAGAAGAUUUGGUAUCUCCGCUUUGGCAAAGAACAUCAAGAAUGAGUUGCAUAAGAUUUUCGGGGGUAACAGAAAGGAAAACAACAGCACCCAACAAAAGAGUGUACCUAGCAAUCAAAACCAGGAGGGAAGUCACCACAGUAAUGCAGGUCAAGUUCAAAACUUCGAUAAGGAGUUGGAGAGGAGUCCGCAGGAAGAUACACAGAAUGCAGUAUUUCUACCAACGAUGACUGGCAUUCAGGAUGAACUUAAACAGGUAUCAAACUUAUUGAACCAGUUAAUUCAAAGCAACAUUAGUACGAACCAUCAGCGGAUUGUACUGGGAUUGCCAGUAAAUGUGACCGAAAACAGGUUUCAACUCACUUUAAUUAUCAAAAUAUAUGGAAAAUUACAAAAUAGUAGAUUUAGGUAA